CCGCCAUGGCUCCCCGUGUCCCUGCUCUGCUCCUCUCAGUGAGUGAAAGUGGCCGCCGCCGCCGCCGGCCCAGCGCCCGCAGCCGCCUCAGCGCCGCCGCCAUCUUGGGGUCCCAGGAGCCGCCGAGGGAGCGAGCUAGGAGCGUUCCCGUCCAACGCAGUCACCGUCCCUCGGCCUCGGAGAGCGAAGCGCGGCUCCACAGUCGGCGGGGCGACCCCCCCCUCCGGACCCCGCCCGCCCCCCGCCCCCCCUCCGCCGCCGCCGCGGCGGCGGGGCCCCUCGGCCCGAGCUGUGCAGUUGGAGGUCCUCGUGCAUGAAGACAGAUUUGUUCUAUGGCCUCGGAGUUGGGUGCCGGGGACGAUGGCAGCUGCACUGAGCUGGCAAAGCCCCUUUAUCUUCAGUACCUGGAGAGAGCCUUGCGGCUGGACCACUUUCUGCGACAAACAUCAGCCAUCUUCAACAGGAAUAUUUCUAGUGAUGACAGUGAAGAUGGACUGGAUGACAAUAAUCCCUUAUUGCCUGAGUCUGGGGAUCCCUUAAUACAAGUAAAAGAAGAGCCUCCAAAUUCAUUGCUUGGCGAAACCUCUGGAGCAAGCAGUUCUGGGUUGUUGAACCCAUAUUCACUGAACGGAGUUCUGCAGUCAGAAUCAAAAUCUGACAAGGGGAAUUUAUAUAACUUCUCUAAGUUGAAGAAAAGCAGAAAGUGGCUAAAGAGCAUUCUUUUAAGUGAUGAGUCCAGUGAGGCAGAUUCUCAGAGUGAAGACAAUGAUGAUGAAGAAGAAGAACUCAGUCUCAGCAGAGAAGAACUUCACAACAUGCUUCGAUUACACAAAUAUAAGAAACUUCACCAAAAUAAAUAUAGUAAAGAUAAGGAGUUGCAGCAGUACCAGUACUACAGUGCAGGCCUGCUCUCUACAUACGACCCUUUCUAUGAGCAACAGCGCCACUUGCUUGGACCCAAAAAGAAGAAAUUCAAGGAAGACAAGAAGCUUAAAGCCAAGUUGAAAAAAGUGAAGAAAAAAAGAAGACGCGAUGAAGAGUUUUCCUCUGAAGAAUCUCCACGUCACCACCACCACCAGACCAAAGUCUUUGCUAAGUUUUCCCAUGAUGCACCUCCCCCUGGCACCAAGAAGAAACACUUAUCCAUUGAGCAGCUUAAUGCCCGCCGCAGGAAAGUGUGGCUGAGCAUCGUGAAAAAGGAACUACCAAAGGCCAACAAGCAGAAGUCUUCAGCUCGAAACUUAUUUCUUACCAAUAGCCGAAAGCUUGCCCAUCAAUGCAUGAAGGAGGUGCGUCGAGCUGCUUUGCAAGCACAGAAAAACUGUAAGGAAACUCUGCCUCGAGCCCGGCGCCUAACAAAAGAGAUGCUUCUCUACUGGAAGAAGUAUGAGAAGGUGGAGAAGGAGCACCGCAAGCGAGCAGAGAAGGAAGCUUUGGAGCAGCGGAAGUUGGAUGAGGAAAUGCGGGAGGCCAAGAGGCAACAACGAAAACUCAACUUCUUAAUCACUCAGACAGAAUUGUAUGCUCAUUUUAUGAGUCGAAAACGUGAUAUGGGUCAUGAUGGAAUCCAGGAAGAAAUCUUAAGGAAACUAGAAGAUAGUUCUACCCAGAGACAAAUUGACAUUGGUGGAGGAGUGGUGGUUAACAUCACCCAAGAAGACUAUGUCUCCUAUGUACCCAAACUCUUGUAUCAGAACUUGGAACAAAUAGUUUUAAUUAGUGAGCAAUAUAGCUUAACAAGGUCAUUUGAUGAAGAUGCAAAAGAAAGUCGGGCAGCUGCCCUUAGGGCAGCAGACAAGUCUGGCUCUGGGUUUGGGGAGAGUUAUAGCUUAGCAAAUCCAUCUAUCCGGGCCGGUGAGGAUAUUCCGCAACCCACUAUUUUCAAUGGCAAGUUGAAAGGUUACCAGCUGAAAGGCAUGAACUGGUUAGCAAAUUUAUAUGAACAGGGUAUUAAUGGAAUUCUUGCUGAUGAAAUGGGUCUUGGUAAAACUGUACAGAGCAUUGCCCUCCUGGCCCAUCUGGCUGAGAGAGAAAACAUUUGGGGACCUUUCUUAAUAAUUUCACCUGCUUCUACACUUAAUAAUUGGCACCAGGAGUUUACAAGAUUCGUUCCUAAAUUUAAGGUGCUACCAUAUUGGGGAAAUCCUCAUGAUAGAAAAGUCAUCCGGAGAUUCUGGAGUCAGAAGACCUUAUAUACUCAGGAUGCCCCCUUCCAUGUGGUCAUCACUAGCUACCAGCUGGUGGUUCAGGAUGUCAAGUACUUCCAGCGGGUCAAGUGGCAAUACAUGGUACUGGAUGAAGCUCAGGCACUGAAGAGCAGUUCCAGUGUUCGUUGGAAGAUUCUCUUACAAUUCCAGUGUCGGAAUCGACUUUUGUUAACUGGAACCCCCAUUCAGAAUACCAUGGCAGAGCUCUGGGCUCUGCUACAUUUCAUUAUGCCAACAUUAUUUGAUUCGCAUGAAGAAUUUAAUGAAUGGUUUUCCAAAGACAUUGAAAGUCAUGCUGAAAACAAAUCUGCUAUUGAUGAGAAUCAACUCUCUCGUUUACACAUGAUCUUGAAACCAUUUAUGCUGAGAAGAAUCAAAAAAGAUGUAGAAAAUGAAUUGUCUGACAAGAUUGAGAUUCUAACGUACUGCCAAUUGACCAGUCGACAAAAACUCUUAUAUCAGGCACUAAAGAAUAAAAUUUCCAUUGAGGACUUACUGCAGUCUUCAAUGGGCUCCACACAACAAGCACAGAACACCACCAGCAGCCUCAUGAAUUUAGUCAUGCAAUUCAGGAAGGUGUGUAAUCACCCAGAGUUAUUCGAACGGCAAGAAACGUGGUCUCCAUUUCAUAUUUCUCUAAAGCCAUAUGAGAUUUCGAAGUUUAUCUAUCGUCAUGGACAGAUCAGGGUCUUCAACCACUCACGUGAUAGGUGGUUGAAGGUUCUUCUCUCUCCGUUUGCACCAGACUAUAUCCAGCAGUCUCUCUUCCAUAGGAAAGGUAUUAAUGAAGGAAGCUGUUUUUCUUUCCUUCGAUUUAUUGAUGUCUCGCCAGCAGAAAUGGCAAACCUCAUGCUUCAGGGACUUUUGGCCAGGUGGUUAGCUCUUUUCCUAUCUCUGAAAGCCUCCUACAGGCUCCACCAGCUGCGCUCUUGGGCAGAGCCGGAUGGGACGAGUCAUCAGAGCUAUCUGAGAAACAAGGAUUUUCUUCUCGGAGUUGAUUUCCCACUUUCCUUCCCCAACCUUUGCAGCUGCCCUUUGUUGAAGUCUCUUGUUUUCAGCAGCCACUGUAAAGCAGUGAGUGGCUACUCAGACCAUGUUGUCCAUCAGCGGAGAUCAGCUACGUCCUCACUUCGUUGCUGCCUCCUCACUGAGCUGCCGUCUUUUUUGUGUGUGGCCAGUCCACGAGUCACCGCAGUGCCGUUGGAUUCUUACUGUAAUGACAGAAGUGCAGAGUAUGAGAGAGGAGUUCUGAAGGAAGGAGGGAGUCUGGCUGCCAAGCAGUGUUUGUUGAAUGGGGCUCCUGAGCUGGCUACGGAUUGGCUGAGUCGCGGAUCCCAGUUCUUCCCAGAGCCAACUGGAGGGCUGCUGAGCAUUAGACCCCAGAACGGCUGGUCUUUCAUCAGAAUUCCAGGCAAGGAGAGCCUCAUCACUGACAGUGGAAAGCUGUAUGCCCUUGAUGUCCUGUUGACUCGGCUCAAGUCUCAAGGACAUAGGGUCCUUAUCUACUCUCAGAUGACCAGAAUGAUAGACCUGCUGGAGGAAUAUAUGGUAUACAGGAAGCAUACCUACAUGAGGCUGGAUGGCUCAUCUAAGAUCUCAGAGAGACGGGACAUGGUUGCUGAUUUUCAGACCAGGAAUGACAUCUUUGUGUUUCUGUUAAGCACACGAGCUGGAGGACUGGGUAUCAAUCUCACAGCUGCAGACACAGUGAUUUUCUACGACAGUGACUGGAACCCCACUGUAGACCAGCAGGCCAUGGAUAGGGCCCACCGCUUGGGGCAGACAAAACAGGUCACUGUGUACCGGCUUAUCUGUAAAGGCACAAUUGAGGAGCGUAUUCUGCAGAGAGCCAAGGAAAAGAGUGAGAUUCAGCGCAUGGUGAUUUCUGGUGGGAACUUCAAACCAGAUACCUUGAAACCCAAAGAGGUGGUUAGCCUUCUUCUAGAUGACGAAGAACUGGAAAAGAAAUUGAGACUGCGGCAGGAAGAGAAACGGCAGCAGGAGGAAAGCAACCGAGUGAAAGACCGCAAGCGCAAGCGGGAGAAGUACGCAGAAAAGAAGAAAAAGGAAGAUGAGUUGGAUGGGAAGAGGAGGAAAGAGGGUGUGAACCUCGUGAUCCCGUUUGUUCCCUCUGCUGACAACUCCAACCUCUCCGCUGAUGGGGAUGAUUCCUUCAUCAGUGUCGACUCAGCCAUGCCCAGCCCUUUCAGUGAGAUCUCAAUCAGCAGUGAACUGCACACUGGCUCCAUUCCCCCUGAUGAGAGCAGCAGUGACAUGUUAGUCAUCGUGGAUGACCCAGCCUCCUCAGCACCUCAGUCGAGAGCCACCAACUCUCCUGCUUCCAUAACAGGCUCUGUGUCAGACACUGUGAAUGGAAUUUCCAUUCAGGAAGUGCCAGCUGCAGGACGUGGUCACUCAGCUCGAAGCCGAGGCCGCCCCAAGGGUUCAGGAAGCACAGCCAAAGGAGCAGGCAAAGGCCGAAGCCGCAAGUCCACUGCAGGCAGCGCUGCUGCGAUGGCAGGAGCCAAAGCAGGGGCUGCAGCAGCUUCCGCAGCUGCUUAUGCUGCAUACGGGUACAAUGUGUCUAAAGGAAUCUCCGCAAGCAGUCCUCUGCAGACAUCCAUUGUCCGACCUGCUGGCCUUGCAGACUUUGGACCUUCAAGCGCCUCUUCUCCCUUAAGUUCCCCUCUGAACAAAGGAAAUAAUAUUCCUGGGACUCCUAAAAGCCUCCACAUGACCAGCAGCCUAGCCUCAGACUCCUUGAUCCGGAAACAGGGCAAAGGCACCAACCCCUCUGGAGGACGGUAACCAUGGUAACCAUCUCUGCCCUCUAGCUUCCUUCAACCAAACCAGGGGCUACAGUCCUGAGCCAUAGGUGGUCUUUGGAUGGCUUGCCUAGUGUGGCAUCUUGCAUCCUAUUUGGAGAGUGGAAAGGACCAGUUGUAGCAGGAGAGGACAGGCAGGUGGUUGGUGUGAGCACUUUUAUCACCUGUUUCCAAAGGAAUAUCCUGGGUUCGGCCCCACAGCAUCCUAGAUGUACUCUGCAGCCGUACUCUUAACCUCUUUCUGGGGAUGGGCCUGACACAGAGCCCUUUUAUAGAUGCUCAGGCACACUGUCUCCAUCCCCAUCCCACUCUUCAGCUCUGACCAUGUCCCUCAUGAAGGCUCCAUGGGUGCUGUGAAGAGCCUUCCGUAGUGGAGACUUGUCUAAAGGUUAUGGUUUCCUGCGGGCUAGGGAGGAAGUGGUUCCCUGGCAUCCAUAGUCUGGGAGUGCUCCUGGGUCUCUCAACCCUGUUUGCCACAGUGUCAUCACUGAAGAACAGAACGCAGUGAAUGCCAGAGAAGAUGGUGGCUGUAAGGAUGAGAGAGGCUGGAGCAAGCAGAGCCACAGGCAGUUAUCACAGCAUUUCCUCCUGUCCAGCACAGUUCACACCAGGGAAGCUUUAGGUCCCACCAGCAACAGUAGCAGCAGCUCCCACUCAAGGGACUUCCCAGAAGCCAGUAAAGAGACCAGGAACCACCUCAAUCAGCAGGACAUCCUCACCACCCUCUUGCAGAUGCCCCUUUGCCCAUCCUGAAUGCACAGCCUCCCCGGCUUUGCCCUUCAGCCCCUGCUUGGCUGUAUGCACUGUCUGUAUUGCACUGAGAAAGAAGGGACAGCAGGAGUGAGAUGGGGAGGGAGCUGGCUCAGCACCACCCCUCCCAGCCCUGCCCCACUCGCCUGAGCUUGCUGCCCUCUGAGAGGGGAAAAGGGCGGCUGGGAGGGCUUUCCACCUGAUGUCCCUGGUGGAACAGGUGCUUCUGGGCGGGCCAGCCUCUAAUUUGCACACCUGAAAUCGCGGAAUUGAGUUUAGAUAGAUUGAUUUUUUAAACACUUUUUUUUUUUUUGGAGUAGGCGUAGGGGAAUCAUUUAAUUUAAAUCAUAAAGAUUCCCCUACCCAAACCCUGACUCCUGUGUACAGAUGCUCUUUAGAGGGAAUCAGAAAAAUGCCAAGCCUUUUUUUCUCUUUGAAUGUGCUGUCUAUUUUUAUAACUGAACUUGUACAUAUGUAUAAAGAGAGACACAUCUUUCUUUUACUAACUGGAUAAAAAAAAAUCUUAAAUAAAAUGGAGUGAGAUAAUUUUAUGUAAA
This is a messenger RNA of Mus caroli (Ryukyu mouse), 6339 nucleotides long. NCBI's taxonomy places the organism in Eukaryota, Metazoa, Chordata, Mammalia, Rodentia, Muridae. The record is from RefSeq and is a predicted model, not a curated record.